AUGACAUCGUUUCGGAGUGGUACUCGAAUGGGAGAGGAGAAGAUUAAUGAAGAAAAAGAAAUUGGGAGGUUUAACCUUAGUGUGCGAAAUACCUGGUUCUUGCCAAUCAGGUAUUUGGUAUGGAAACAUAUAAACCGUGGUAAGGGGUGUUUGGUCAGAAAUUAG
This is a messenger RNA of Sclerotinia sclerotiorum 1980 UF-70, 165 nucleotides long. RefSeq lists its product with no specific name. The transcript has 2 exons. NCBI's taxonomy places the organism in Eukaryota, Fungi, Ascomycota, Leotiomycetes, Helotiales, Sclerotiniaceae. Bases 1 to 165 code for a protein of 54 amino acids. The record is from RefSeq and is a predicted model, not a curated record.